AUGCUCACACCAGAGGAGAAGACUGCAUUAAGAUGUCCUCCUGAUCAUACACACCAAUGGACCGUAGCACUGCGUAGUGCAGCCAGUCAGCCAACAAAUGGUCAAGAGGAAGGAGGAGUAGUCGGUGGGAAGGACGACUUGAGUCAUUUUAUCAAAAGAGUUACUUUCAAAUUGCAUGAAAGCUUUGCCAAUCCAAGUAGAGAAACAGGGUGGGGUGAAUUUGAAAUACAAAUACGUGUCGCUUUCAGUACAGAAUCAGGUGAAAAGCCGAUUACGCUUUUCCAUGUUUUGAAGUUACAUGCUUGGCCAAUAGUCAAAGCUCAUACUGGUAAGGAUUCGUUGUUAUCAGAAGUAUGGGCCCAAAUCUCAUCUAAUUUAUCGAUUUCCCCAGAAGACCCUCACCUUCCUCUCCCACCUCCCAUUCAAUGCUGGCAAUAUGACGAGAUUGUCUUCAACGAUCCAUACGAAAAUUUCUUAAACAUACUGACAAAUCAUCCCCCAACGCCCUUGCCGCCUCCUUCACUUGGUGUUGGAACGGCAAGACCUAUUCCAUGGCACAUUGCGUGGCCGGAUAGUGUCAACAAAGGGAACAAUGUGGCAGGAGAAGGAACGGGACAUAAUCACGCCGUCCCAGGUUUUCACUCACAGCUGGCUAAGGAAGAAGGUGAAAGACUGAAGCAAGCUGUCGCAGAUAUCAAGCAAAUGAUUGAACAAACCAGAAAUACCCUAGAAGAGAAGGAAAAGGAACUCGCAAAUUUGCGGAACAGAACAGCAUGA
Molecule: messenger RNA, 777 nt
Organism: Acaulospora colombiana
Lineage: Eukaryota; Fungi; Glomeromycota; Glomeromycetes; Diversisporales; Acaulosporaceae
Source: the annotation of a GenBank genome assembly